AUGCCUUACAUGUUCGUACAAAUACUCAAUCGGCAUGCACCCAAGGUCAUCGAACAGCCAGCUCUAUCCGAUCUUGACAAGAAUGGAACGGGUCUGUCUCUGAACCUAAUGUUUGGCCUCGAGCUCGAGCGGCAGAUGGAUGCAAAGAGGGAAGAGGGACUGCUUCGAGCCUGGAAGAUACAGUACAAUUGGUACGAUCAACCCCGGGCCGUGAUCUCGCCGGCGACCGAUACGUCGUACAGGAACCUCUCAUCAGAGUCCGUACUGGUCCCAGCGUUGGAUCAUAAAGACACCGGUCCGCCCUUUGCCAGCCGCGAACGGUCCGGCAUAUGCGCGUCCCUCCAUCCUCCGGAUUAUUCGGCUGCUGUCCGAUCUUGUUCGGGGGGUCCGGCUCCAGCUUUUGUUCAUAUGGGGGUUGAAUUCGCAGGUCAACCUCUCACACUGCCCGUUACGGUAAUCUUCCAACCAUGGUUGGUCGAUCAGGUCGAGCACAAUAACAUGUCUCCGACCGGAGUCGGGCCCCUCCUCGAGUCGUCUCUGGUGCUGGCGAGCCUACUCCGACGCACAGUUGUCGCCCAUGGCCAGCUUGCUUUUUCACAAUUCUCAACCGUGAUAGGGUCUGGUAGUCUGUUAUUCGCUCUUGUAACCACUUGGUCGGCGCCACCAUUUCCCGGGCACGAUAAUACGGACACAUGUGCCGACGCCCUCACAAUCCUUCAGCUGCAUCCGAUCCACCCCACAACCGAUGGGCUGUCUCACUCUGGUCCUAAGGCCAUGUUCAUGGGUGACGAGGAACACGAUCAAGGACCCCGCGUCCUGCAGCGUAACAUCAUACAUAAUUUAGCCUUGGAUGCCAUCCGAUGA
Messenger RNA from Sodiomyces alkalinus F11, 864 nucleotides. RefSeq lists its product as hypothetical. The record is from RefSeq and is a predicted model, not a curated record. Bases 1 to 864 code for a protein of 287 amino acids. Lineage: Eukaryota; Fungi; Ascomycota; Sordariomycetes; Glomerellales; Plectosphaerellaceae. The transcript has 11 exons.